AUGUUCAGCACCUCUUUCUAUUCGCACCAGUUCUUUACACUGUUCUUUUUUCCAGCGGAUACUCUGAUCAAAUUGGACUUGUAUACUCCCCAAAAUUCUCCAUCAAAUACGCAACCGGCUCCGAUCACGAUUACCAGUUGCAACGCGGUUGUAAAAUCCGAACCCAACUCAGAAUCUCUGUCCACCAAUGGGUCAACUACCGACCCCACCGAAGCCCAGACUUUCGAUCCGGACGAAGUGGUCAUCCUUCGCAACGAGACUGGGAAACGAGGAAAAGUAUCUCGGAAGCGUAAACACACCUCGAAAAAUAACUCGAAACAGCUUGCAGACGAUGCCGCUCAGUCGGACGAAGAGGUUGAUCCUGCACACGCGGGGACUUCGUCGGCUUCCUCAAAUACAGACUCUAUUCCGCCAACUCCGGAUUUGGCUUCACCCUCUAGUGCAAAACGAUGUCAGCGCGUGCAGUCUGGUGCAUCUCCGGCUCCUACUCACUCUCCAUCCCCGAUAAAAUCCUCACCCAGGACUGGACGUGGUCGUGGUCGCCGUGGCAAAGUAACCAACUUUUUACCAAUUUACUUUCUGUGCUCUUUUAACACUUAA
Molecule: messenger RNA, 600 nt
Organism: Echinostoma caproni
Lineage: Eukaryota; Metazoa; Platyhelminthes; Trematoda; Plagiorchiida; Echinostomatidae
Source: the annotation of a GenBank genome assembly